Molecule: messenger RNA, 372 nt
Organism: Prosopis cineraria
Lineage: Eukaryota; Viridiplantae; Streptophyta; Magnoliopsida; Fabales; Fabaceae
Exons: 2
Coding region: 1-372 (123 amino acids)
Source: RefSeq, a predicted model, not a curated record
AUGGGUAUGUUAGGCUAUAGACCUGUUGAAACAUCUAUUGAGGUUAAGAAACCAAAGAAGAAGCUUAAGGUAAAUGAGGAAGGUGAAGAAGAGAAGGAGGAAGUCAAAGAAAAGGAAGAAGCAGCUGACAAAGAAAGAUAUCAGAAGCUCGUUAGAAAAUUGAUAUAUCUCUCUUAUACGAGGCCAAAUAUAGCCUUCAUUGUCAGUGUAGCCAGUCAAUAUAUGACUUUUCCAAUGAAGAGUCAUAUGGAGGCAGUGUACAAGAUCUUGAGAUAUUUAAAAGGUACUCCUGGUAGAGUGACAUGGAGAAGCCAGAAGCAAAGAGUUGUUUCCAGAAGCAGUGCUGAAUUUGAAUUGAGAGCUUUGGCUUAA